CUUGCUUGCAGCUUGCCUGCAGCGCGCUAGCGGCCAGUGCGAGUCUAAGCCGCGUUAGAACCUGAGUGCUCCGGGAGCCUUCCCCAGUGCAGUGCCACCUCCAACCCUCCAGCCCUAGUGCCCUACAAGUGUGCCGCCAUGAACGCGAACACCAACGCCGUGGCGGUGGCCGCCUGCCUCGCCUGUCUGAUCGCCAGCGCGCUCGCCGCCGAGUUCAAGAACUGCGCUCCCAACAGCGACCUGGGCGAGUGGACGUCGGUGUCCGUUCUGGGCUGCAACAAGAACGACACGCUGUGCACGCUGCGCCGCGACCACAGCGUCACCAUCUCCAUCGACUUCACCAACAAGAAGCGCGAGUGGCGGGUGCUGGCCUCCGUGCACGGCGUCAUCGCGGGCCUGGAGAUGCCGUUCGAGCUCAAGAACCCGGACGCCUGCCGUGACACCGGACUCACGUGCCCGCUCAACCCCGGCCCGCACACCUACACCUACAGCCUGUUCGUGGACAAGACCAAGCCCCGGCUGCGCCAAGUCACCGUGAAGUGGGAGCUGCUCAACGAGUUCAAGAAGCCCAUCGUGUGCGUGCUCAUCCCGGCCAGGAUUCGAUAGCCCUCAUCAUGCCGCUGAAACUAGCUAAAAGUCUUCCUAUUCUCCCCCUGAGCGUACAAAUAAACUAACGUUUUCAAUAUAAAUAAAAUA
Thrips palmi is the source of this 696-nucleotide messenger RNA. Its product is annotated as NPC intracellular cholesterol transporter 2 homolog a-like. The transcript is spliced from 4 exons. Gene Ontology annotation, molecular function: sterol binding. Lineage: Eukaryota; Metazoa; Arthropoda; Insecta; Thysanoptera; Thripidae. Bases 139 to 606 code for a protein of 155 amino acids. Gene Ontology annotation, biological process: sterol transport. The record is from RefSeq and is a predicted model, not a curated record.